This is a messenger RNA of Callorhinchus milii (elephant shark), 1776 nucleotides long. Its product is annotated as histone H1-like. The record is from RefSeq and is a predicted model, not a curated record. The coding region runs from base 38 to 688 and encodes 216 amino acids. The transcript has a single exon. Gene Ontology annotation, molecular function: structural constituent of chromatin; DNA binding. Gene Ontology annotation, biological process: nucleosome assembly. Gene Ontology annotation, cellular component: nucleosome. NCBI's taxonomy places the organism in Eukaryota, Metazoa, Chordata, Chondrichthyes, Chimaeriformes, Callorhinchidae.
CUGAGCAGCUCCACACACUGAGCCUCUCACAGGGACUAUGGCUGAAACUGCUCCCGCCGCCGUCCAGCCUCCUGCAGCCGCCACCGCUUCGCCCAAAGCCGCCAAGAAGAAGCGCGUUGCCCCGAAGCAGAAACCCGGCUUCAACCUGAUGGAGGAGAUCAAGCAGAUGGUGGCGAGCGCUGAGCAUCGCAGGGGCUUGUCCGUGGUCGCCAUCAAGAAGACUCUGGACGCCAAAGGCUACAAGCCGGAAACUCACAAACACCAGGUCAGGGCUUCUCUGAAGAGACUGGCAGACAGAGGUAUCCUGAUCCAGACCACGGGCAUCGGCGCCACCGGCUCCUUCAAACUCAACAAGGACAACGCGGCAAAGAAGCCGACCCCGCGGGGGAAGAAGGCAGCGGCCGCCAAGAAAGCUUCUCCACGGAAGAAACUUGCAACAAAAAAGCCAAGUUCACCCAAGAAACCAUCUGUGCCCAAGAGAGUCCACAAAGCCAAGUCUCCCGCUGUCAAGAAGACCCCGAAAGCUGCCGUGAGUAAGAAGCCCAAAUCGGCCAAAAAACCUGUAAAGAAAGCGGUGGUAAAGAAAGCUGUAAAGAAGCCCGCAGCCUCAAAGAGACCAAGCGGCAAAACCGCCAAACGUUUCCCCAAAGCGCCGGCGGCUAAGAAAACACCAGCCAAAAAGAAGUAACUUCUCCCCUCUGCUGAUAUUAACCCCCAAAGGCUCUUCUCAGAGCCACCCAUUCCCUCCCAAACGAGCUGCACCUAACGAAUGAUUCUGGGGUGAGCAGAGUGUCUGUCACAGGAGAGCAGAAACAUAGACAUAAACAGCAGGUACUGGGACCUUUGGCGUGUGUCCAUGGCAGCAUCUUGGCACCUGAGUCGGUGUGAAUCCGAGUUAGUCCAGUGGUUAGUAUCUCCGCCUGUCACGCGGGAGACCGGGGUUCAAAUCGCCGACAGGGAGGUCGUUUUAGUCUCUGUGUUAGUUACCAAACAACAUUCACCGAGAGUGGAGUCCUGUAGCUCGGUGGUUACAGCCCCAAAAACCGAGCCCAGCGCAGGGAUAUGUUUCAGCUGCUCCCACAGCUACUGGUCACAUCCAGGCUGUCAUCUUGGGAGGGGAUUUCAACUGCAUCAUUGAGGCAGGUGGACAAUCGUCCAGGGCUGACGGGGCACUGGACAGCUCGUCCAGGGCUCUCCUGAAGCGGCGAUGAACGCAGAGUUACGUGGCCAAUGUGAUCUCUGUGCGGAUCAAGACUAAUCGAGCGGGUGAUGCACCCUGACCAAACCUGCACGGUUCCAGGCUGAAGGAUCCCUGAUAGCCUCGCGCUACUCAGAGAUACCAGGACAAAGCCUUCGGCAGAUUAUCGCACAACCAUAUGUUUGAGGCGGUUUCCAUAAUGGGCUUUGGGGAGGGAAUUUUGAACUGGUUCCGAUUGCUGUACAGAGACAUCUGUAGCGCAGUCACAGCGAAUGGACUUGAGACUCAGGCAUUCCCAUCACGUCUGGAGUCAGGCGGGUUGUCCCAUGUCCCCGGCUCUAUCAGUCUGCUGGAUAGACCCCAUGUUUUGCAACGAGGCUAAACUCUCUCUUCGAGGCUUCGUUCACUAUGAAAAUAAUGCUUUGGGUGAGAUGGACCACUGCUUUUUCAUGGUGGUUAACAGUGGCUCCUCCCCUUCUGCACUGUUAGAAACAAUUAAUUUAGGGAUCGUAGUAAAUCAUGAGAGCAAACAUUGUCCUCAACAGAAUCUGAUAUUGUAAAUGUUAAACAACAACAAC